CCCGUUUUUGCGGUGUCGCAAGAAAAAAGAUACCACAGUACAUCUUCCAGGUAUUGCCACCGCACCAUUUCCACUCCUUUGCUCUGCUAUCGGUACAUAUCAAGCCUUUCUCCCACCUACCCCCUUUGUACGCUUCUUGGUCUCUCUUUUUGAUCUUGUGUCUGCCACUUCACUUUGGUUACCUGCAGGAAUUUGGGCCAGGCUGCUUUGGACCGAGACGCAAUACGUGGGUGCUACAUUGCAAUCCCAGAAGCCGUCGCACUCAUUACAGCAUCACACCAACCACCCCUGACGUAUUCUCGGAGGUUGGAAAGCCCAACCUUUUCGGCUGCCAUCUCCAGUGCCGGCCACCACAAAAUAUACAAUUAGCGUCCGGAUUUGCAACAGUCGCCGUUAUCCCUCGAUUCUUCUCUACACAGCCGUCCGUCCUGCAGUCUACACACAACAGUCAAGACUCCUCGUUGCUAUCGAACACCGCCACCCACCAUGAAUAUCACCAAAAAGUUUGACCGCGCCUUCCAAUGGGCGGGCGAGAAGAUGGGCUCCGAAGCCAAGACCACGAUGCCAGAAGACUUCAAGCAACUCGAAACCGAAAUGGCGCUCAGAUUUGACGGCAUGGAGCGCAUGCAAAAGUCGAUGAACAUGUAUGUCAAAUGGCUUGGCCGCCGCGGAGAGCUCGCCGACGACAAAGAGAAGGGUCUCCCAGCUAGCUACUUGGGCCGCACCAUGAUGGCCCACGGCGAGGAGUUUCAGUCAGAUUCGGAAUUCGGCAACUGUUUAAUAGCAAUGGGCCGCGCCAACGAGCGGGUAUCUGGUAUCCAGGAGUCGUUUGUCAACGAAGCAACCGCUACAUGGCUCGAGUCCCUGGAGAGGUCUCUGGCCAUGAUGAAAGAGUACCAAGCCUCACGCAAGAAGCUCGAGAGUCGCCGUCUAGCCUACGACGCGAGCAUAACCAAGAUGCAGAAAUCGAAGCGGGAUGAUUUCCGCCUCGAGGAAGAGCUCCGCACUGCCAAGGCCAAAUACGAGGAGUCCUCGGAAGACGUCCUGCGCCGCAUGCAGGACAUCAGGGACGCCGAAGUCGACAGCGUGCGGGACUUGACGCAGUUUAUGGAUGCCGAGCUCGACUACCAUGAGAGGUGCGCUGAGGAGCUCAGACGCGUGCGCAACAACUGGGCCGGAACAGCAAUGGCCGGUGUAUCCAGCAGCUAUGGCAGCGCCGUUGAACGUCGCCCCACAGGCAGAAGCCGAUCAAACACGGCGCGCAGUUACACGGAGCGACUUUCGCGGACCAACAGCCGCAACAUCUACGAAGCCGACGAGAUGGAGCUUGACGUCGCGCCACCCGUCCGCAUGCCUAUUCGCGGCAACACAUCUCGGGUGGGCCUCUCUGUGCAGCCGCAGAACCAGCAGCACCAAGAUGCCCCAAUCCGCCCAACUAUUAGCAAAGCGAACACCUUCCAGGGCGGAGCAAGCCUGGACCGUGAACGCAUCGGUGGGCGCAUCUCUGGUGCAAACACACCCACCUCGAACUACGCGGUGGUCAACCAGAACGUCGGCCCCAACGUCGGAACCCUGCGCAAUCAGCUGCGUCCUGUCACCAGGAUCGUGACGACGAGAGAUGACGUCUUUGGGGAUCGCGACCGCGACGACGACACUACCAGCGACAGCGGGAGUCCAGACUGGGCCAACCGCAGCGAGAGCCCGGCCACAAGUGUCGGCAGCUUGAGUCGCACUUCCAGUCAUGUCGGGGUGAGCGGCAACGGCGGUUUAGGAUCACGCAAGGCGCCGCCCCCGCCCCCGCCAAGCCGUUCCAAGAAGCCCGCGCCUCCUGUUCCGGCAAGACGAGAACUCGGAUACUAGAUGUGCCGCCACGGCGCCUAGCAUGGAGCUGCCAGUGCAUAUCGGUCGAUGCAUUAAGUUCGCUGUCUGUCCUGGACAUGUUUGGCAACAUCCCGGACAGAAUGGGGCUUUACGCGGGGUGAGCUAGACUCGACGGCAGGCAAAGAGUAUCCCUUUGCUCUCAUGCCUUGUCAUUUGACUCUUUAAGGAGGAGGAUUAUAUUAACAGAGAAGGGAGUUGUGAUUAUUAGUGCUAGCGUGUUAAUUAUGGGCGGCGCUCGGUUGUUGGUGAGGUGGUUGCCAUGUUGAUUAGCCUCAGUGGGACUGGAUGGACUGGAUCCGCGACCUGGUGGGAAGGCGUUUAUCCUCAAGCUUUUUGGACCUUUGGACUUUUAAGUGGUAAUCCUGUUAACCCCAACUACGUAGAUUAUGAACGAAAGUAUCACUUACAUAAAUAACUCUCGUCCCCUUGUUGUGUGAAUUUCGGUCUUCUCUCCGCUCUCUGAGCCGUUGACAG
Molecule: messenger RNA, 2355 nt
Organism: Lasiosphaeria miniovina
Lineage: Eukaryota; Fungi; Ascomycota; Sordariomycetes; Sordariales; Lasiosphaeriaceae
Exons: 3
Coding region: 487-1860 (457 amino acids)
Cellular component (GO): cytoplasm
Molecular function (GO): protein binding
Source: RefSeq, a predicted model, not a curated record